AUGGCUCCUAAUGGUGAGACAAAUCAUAAGAUAUUAACAACUACCUAUCACACUGAUCCAUCAUCAUCACUCAUCAAUGACAAUCGUUUAUGUUUAUUUAUCAAUGAAAAAUGGUAUGAUCUAACACAAUGGCAAAAUAUACAUCCAGGUGGUCGAGAAAUUCUACAGCAUUUAAAUGGCAAAGAUGCAACCGAUGCAUUUUAUGCUCUUCAUAGUGAAGAUGCUUUUAAACGGCUGUCUAAUCUAAAACCUUGCUCUCCACUUCAAACUCAAUACACACUACCAUAUAUAGAAACAACGAAUCUUACAUUUUCAUUUCGACAAUUACGUGAAAAAUUAAUUAAAGAAGGUCAUUUUAAUCGAUCAUUAUUUUGGGAAUCAUUUUAUCAAAUUUCCGUUUAUGUCAUGUGUUUAUUUGGUACAUUCUGCCAUUUUUAUUGGGGAUAUAAUCUUUUAGCUAUGAUUAUUAUUGGAUUUGGUAUGCAGCAAUCAGGUUGGAUUGGACACGAUUAUGCUCAUGGAAGAGGCACAUGGAUGCGAUGGUUAUGUAGAACAUUAUCAGGUUUCAUUAAUGCAUUUAGUCCAACUUGGUGGUCGCGGAAGCAUAAUACUCAUCAUAUCUAUACGAAUAAUCUUGGCAUCGAUACAGAUGUAGCUAAUGAUCCAGUAUUUCAUUUAUUUUUUCCUCCGAAAGAAAAAGAUUUUUGGUUUCGAGCUUAUCAACAUUACUAUUUUAUGCCUGUCUAUUCAUUAUUGUAUUUAAGUUGGCGAUGGCAAUCUAUUCAAUAUUCAUAUUAUUCAUCGCUCUACUAUGAACUUGCUUUUAUGUUACCAAGCUAUAUUUGGCUUUGUAUGCUUGGUUGGCAAGUAGCUAUGGGCUCAGUACUUUUUGGUGGUUUUCUUGUUGCCAUUAUUGUUACAGCAACACAUCAAAGUGAAGAAAUGUUAAAUGAUUCUAGCCGUUCAUUUGUUGAAACACAAUUCUUAACAACUUGUGAUGCGCGAUGUGAUAAUUUUUUUAUGGAAUGGUUAUGGGGCGGAAUGCAAUAUCAAUUAGAACAUCAUUUAUUUCCGACGAUGCCAAAAUAUAAUUACGCUCGUGUGAGACCCAUUGUUCAACAAUGGGCAAAAGAUAAUGGUAUUAAAUAUAAAAUUGAAAGUGUUUGGUCAAUUUGGCAACGAAAUUUUCAAACAUUAAAACAUUUCUCAAGUUAA
Molecule: messenger RNA, 1215 nt
Organism: Rotaria socialis
Lineage: Eukaryota; Metazoa; Rotifera; Eurotatoria; Philodinida; Philodinidae
Source: the annotation of a GenBank genome assembly